Molecule: messenger RNA, 636 nt
Organism: Puma concolor (puma)
Lineage: Eukaryota; Metazoa; Chordata; Mammalia; Carnivora; Felidae
Gene: MYL6B
Product: myosin light chain 6B
Cellular component (GO): myosin II complex
Molecular function (GO): structural constituent of muscle; calcium ion binding
Source: RefSeq, a predicted model, not a curated record
AUGCCUCCCAAGAAGGAUGUUCCUAUGAAGAAACCAGCAGGACCCUCUAUUUCCAAGCCUGCUGCCAAACCAGCAGCAGGGGCUCCUCCAGCCAAGACCAAGGCUGAGCCAGCACCAGCACCAGCUGUCCCUCCAGCCCCUCAGAAAACCCAGGAGCCCCCCAUCGAUCUCUCCAAAGUGGUGAUCGAGUUUAACAAGGACCAGCUGGAGGAGUUCAAGGAGGCCUUUGAGCUGUUUGAUCGAGUGGGGGAUGGCAAGAUCCUGUAUGGCCAGUGUGGGGACGUGAUGAGGGCCCUGGGCCAGAACCCCACCAACGCCGAGGUGCUCAAGGUCCUGGGGAAUCCCAAGAGUGAUGAGCUGAAGUCCCGGCGUGUGGACUUCGAAACUUUCUUGCCCAUGCUCCAGGCGGUAGCCAAAAACCGGGGCCAAGGCACAUAUGAGGACUACCUGGAGGGCCUUCGAGUGUUUGACAAAGAGGGGAACGGCAAAGUCAUGGGAGCAGAGCUCAGACAUGUCCUCACUACCCUGGGAGAGAGGAUGACCGAAGAGGAGGUGGAGACUGUUCUGGCAGGACAUGAGGACAGCAAUGGCUGCAUCAACUACGAAGCCUUCCUGAAGCACAUCCUAAGCGUCUGA